UAAUGCUCUCUGCAAUUCACACUGAAAAUACGUGCACAGACUGCCACGUCGCCCCCGAAAUCACGUAUCAGUGCACUGAUCAAUGCAUUGUCGUGGCAUGCACGGCAAACGAACAGCAAGCCCCUGCUUGCAGCGAGGUAUCCUGUGCGGGAGACCAUUGCCAAGUCGUCUGUGAAGACGGCGAAUGCGAUGGACUCGACGAAUUCUUGCAAUGCUGCACAGAUUUCCACGCAUACUACGAGGAACCCCGACAUAACCCGGAUGCAAGAUGGGCCUGGGACCCAUGUCUCAAGAAUUUUAUGUGCUCUUGUGAAGCAGGCUCUCAUUCUGAAGCUCACACGCCUCACGGUGCCAUGCACACUCAUAUUGACGAGCCUAGCGAUACAUCCACGCGGAGCUCUCCGAUAUCCUCGACCCCCUCCUCUCAAGCCGAUCUGGAUAAUAUGCUCACCUCGGCAUGCAUGUGGGGUGACUGUGCAGACCGAUUCAACGGUCCUCUGGAUCUCGCAGAGCACGUCAACGUCGCACACUUGCCUGGCAAGACGCACUACGAUCCCCCUGCAAUGGCGUGCCAAUGGAAGGAUUGUAGCGUCUAUCCGACGCCCUAUUCGAUGCCUGGCCCUUCAUCGGGUGACUUUGACACUUUCUUUGGAUUGCUGUCUUCGCAUCUGCUCCACGACCAUUUGGGGCUGGGCUAUGUCCCCGAAUGCGGCGAGCACCACCACCACUCGAAAAGCUCUGUCGAGGAGACUGCGCCAGCCCCGACGGCUGCCGUGGCAGAACAUGUCUGCCGAUGGGCAUUGUGCGGGGAAUCAUUUACUUCUUCUGAUGACCUCACACAACAUCUGGCAAAUGCCCACGUCGGUUCUGGAAAGAUGGCGUAUGAUUGCUUUUGGGGGGACUGUAGUCGACACGGAGACAACGGUUUCACAAGCAAGCAGAAGCUCAGUCGUCAUCUCCAGUCGCACACCAAGCACCGCCCGUUCCAAUGCCAGAUUUGCAUGCAGCACUUUUCUGAGGCUGCUACGCUGCAACAACACAUGAGAAGACAUACAUUGGAGAGGCCGUUUGUGUGCGACCAUCCCGGGUGCGGGAAAUCCUUUGCGAUUGCAGGCGCCUUGACCAUCCACAAACGAACACACAACGGGGAGAGGCCCUUUAAAUGCCCUCAAUGUGAUAGACACUUUGCUGAAUCAUCGAACCUCUCCAAGCAUCUGCGGACGCACACUGGAGAGAGACCACACAAAUGCACGGAGCCAGGGUGUAUCAAAUCGUUUGCACGCGCAGACCAGCUGACGAGACACAAACGGGUUCACCGCAAAGUGGGCAACUAGUUGCUCGUACAUCAACAUGUGUAUGUAUGCGCUAGUGUACAGUACGAAAGAAAAGGCAUAGUAAUAGAGAUUAAAGAGACAUUAAAUCGCACACUCUUCACCGAGGUGUGCUGUCGCACGAACGGCUGCAACCCGGUCGCUCACAUCAGUGAACCAUGCCUGAGCCUUGAGUGCGCGUUUUUCGCUGUCCUCAGCGUUCUUGACUUCCUUCCCCCUCUCUUCCAUCGCACUCCGGAAUCGUUCACGCAGAUCCCACGAUGCCAAGCGCAGCACCUUGCGAGUCUCGCGACCGAUCCGGAUGACGUGCUGCGACUCCCAUUGCAGCUCGGUUUCGUUCUCGUCCUCAACCGCAGCCCGGAUGCGCCGACCAAUGGUCCGGGGAAUGCUGCUCGGGAGCUCGAGUACAACGUAGACGACCGCGCCGAUAGUCACAGCCCCGACAGCGGGGAGCGCCCAUUUACGUGCUGUCUCGUUGGCGAACAAAUCGCUCAGACGCAAGAACCCUUCGAUCGCACCUCGGAGGCCAACCGCUUGCCCGCCGACCAUCGUCAAGGCACCCACACCCACACCGACGAGACCAAGCGCACUCGGCGAGGCAUCGGCGUCCGUCGAUUUGGAGUCUCCGAAGUGCACCAGGAACUGGUGGUUGACGUCAAACAGGUCCAGGAACGUCGUCUCCUGCAUGUCGGGUCGCGAAACCAGGCCGAUACCCAGGCCCUGUGCACCGCCGGCCACGACCACUGCACGAUGCUUCUGAGCACCGGAAGAGCGGCCACGGCGGACAGCAGAGAACAUCGCCUCCGGCAUAAAGACUCGACGGCUGCGCUCAACUCCGAUAGGCAGGUGCACUUCGCCAAGAUUGCGGAUCUGAGUGACACCAUCGGAUGUUACGUCACGCGCCUCGUCUUCAGCAAGCUUGACGGAACGGUCGAGAGACUCCAGCAGACUGCGCCGAACAUCACGGGCGUAGUCGAAAACGGCGAGGAGGCCAGGGUAUGACGGCAAGAGCACACCGGCAGCGGCCUUACCCGAUCCGACAGCUGCCAAAGCGUCAUCGAGAAUCUUCCGGGCCUUGUCCGAAGCCUCAGAAACACCGGCGUCCUCGACAGCCUCCAGACCUUCUUCCAGAUGAUCGCGGCCAGCCCGCAUCUUGUCCAGUACAGGUUUGGCUUCCGCGAGAUUGGCCCGCGCGGCCUCGAGUUCAGCAGCGGCAACGAGCUUGUUCGCCGAAGAGAGAAGUUCGAGAUCGCUCAGCAAGUUGAGCAAGAAAGUCUCCACAGGCUGCAGCUUGGACUUGGCGCGCUUCGUGAGCACAAAGGACCGCAGCGCAGACUCCAUCUCCUUGAAGGCAAAGGGGUCUUUGGGCUCGGCGCCCUCGGCAGCAGCCGCGGAGUCAACGAAAUGCACCAGAUCCUCGGCGUCUUCGAACGUUCGAGGACUGAGGCCCUUGAUCUGGUCCAGAACCACCCGCCGACAUUUGUCCUUGUUCCGGAUCAUGUCAUACUUGUUGACAACGAUGAACAAGUAUGCUUUCUCGUUGCUCGCGGUCCAAAGGAACUCCUUGGCCGAGAGCGUGAAGUGGUUCUCAGCCGACACGACAAAGACGACAACGUCAAUCUCCUCCUGUCGAGCGAACAGAGCGGUUGUCUUCAGCGAGUCGCGGUUGAGACCCGGAGCAUCGAUAAGGGAGAUGUUGACGGUCCCGUUGGAGAGAAGCGAAGUCUGAUCCUUGCCGGCCAGAUAAACCUUCACGAGCUGGUCGGAACCUUUGGCCUCAUGCUCUGCGACCAGUUCCUCCAGAUCCUCCAGCUUGCAGGUGUCAAAAGUGCUCUCAUCGAGCGGGUUGUACGAAGCGCCGUCCUUGACGAUAUGAACGGCUUCGACGCCACCGUUCUCCGUAGCAUCAUGAACUUCGGUGAAUGCAGUGGUGCAAGGCUGCUGAUCCACAGGCAUGACCUCACGGCGCAGCAGGGCGUUAACGAGUGUAGAUUUUCCAGCGUUCAGGUCACCGGUGACCAACACUUUGGAAGAAGUGUCCUGAACUCUCAGGCGGAGCUUGUCGAUAUGAGCGAUAGAUUUGCCCAGUCGCUCAUCCAAAAGGUGGGCAAUCGACGACUUCUCAAGCUGAGAAACGAGCGAGCUCGCGGAGCUGGCAGAUGAGGAACCAAGCUUGAGGUCCAAUCGCAAGACAUGGAAGUCAGAGGAGAAAGGUGCGGGGUCGGCUGAUUCUUCAUCUAAGCACUCCGGUUCGUCCGUCUUCGCCUCGAGCACGGAAGCAAGAGUAGUCGAACGGUUGAGACCCAUACGAACGGGGGUCGUCACGGUGGGAUCAUCGGCGAACGAGAGAGAGCGUCGGAGAGAACCGGGCGGCCGAGUGGUGUCCUCUUGGAGCUGUGGGUAGCGCAUUACCCAGUGCUCCUUGUUGAAACCUCGGACAUCGUUGAGAAUAGUCUUGGUGGAAUCUAUGGCGUCUACAAGACUAACAGCCGAAUAAAUAAAUGUCAUAACAACGGGGAGAGGCAGGCUUACCGGUCUUUAUGUUGAUUAUAGGCGCCUUGCACAUCAUCUGCCUUGGCCGUGGGACCCGGAGAUAACGUAGAAUGAGACAUGUAUAUGUUUGAGAUAGCCUGAAGGCCGCCACUUGGGACUGCGUUCAACUUAUUGAUCGUUUGUGGUGGGAAUGAGA
Molecule: messenger RNA, 4020 nt
Organism: Mycena citricolor
Lineage: Eukaryota; Fungi; Basidiomycota; Agaricomycetes; Agaricales; Mycenaceae
Source: the annotation of a GenBank genome assembly